Molecule: messenger RNA, 2014 nt
Organism: Acomys russatus (golden spiny mouse)
Lineage: Eukaryota; Metazoa; Chordata; Mammalia; Rodentia; Muridae
Gene: Gtpbp2
Product: GTP binding protein 2
Exons: 12
Coding region: 21-1829 (602 amino acids)
Biological process (GO): translational elongation
Molecular function (GO): translation elongation factor activity; GTPase activity; GTP binding
Source: RefSeq, a predicted model, not a curated record
GGGGCUGGUGGCAGCGGCGGAUGGACUCGAGGGUAUCGGAGCUGUUUGGCGGCUGCUGCCGGCCUGGAGGAGGCCCGGCCAUGGGCGGAAACCUCAAAGCUCGGGGGGCCGGUGGUAGCAGCAGUUGCGGGGGCCCAAAGGGGAAGAAGAAGAACGGAAGGAACAGAGGAGGUAAAGCCAACAACCCUCCGUACCUGCCCCCAGAGGCUGAAGAUGGAAACAUCGAAUAUAAACUGAAGCUGGUGAAUCCAUCCCAGUACCGCUUUGAGCACCUGGUGACACAAAUGAAGUGGCGUCUCCAGGAGGGACGCGGUGAGGCUGUCUACCAGAUUGGGGUAGAGGACAAUGGGCUGCUGGUGGGGCUGGCUGAGGAGGAGAUGCGGGCUUCCCUCAAGACCCUGCACCGGAUGGCAGAGAAGGUUGGGGCUGACAUCACUGUUCUUCGGGAGCGAGAAGUAGAUUACGAUAGUGACACGCCCCGGAAGAUCACUGAGGUGCUGGUACGAAAGGUACCUGACAACCAGCAGUUCCUAGACCUCCGUGUGGCCGUCCUAGGCAAUGUGGACUCAGGGAAGUCAACCUUGCUGGGAGUCCUGACCCAAGGAGAGCUGGACAACGGGCGGGGCCGGGCCCGGCUCAACCUUUUCCGCCACCUGCAUGAGAUUCAGUCUGGCCGAACCUCCAGCAUCAGCUUUGAAAUCCUGGGCUUUAACAGCAAGGGAGAGGUGGUGAAUUACAGCGACUCACGGACUGCAGAGGAGAUCUGCGAAAGCAGCUCCAAGAUGAUCACCUUUAUCGACCUGGCGGGCCACCAUAAAUACCUGCACACCACCAUCUUCGGCCUCACCUCCUACUGCCCCGACUGCGCCCUGCUCCUCGUCAGUGCCAACACUGGAAUCGCCGGCACCACACGGGAACAUCUGGGGCUGGCCUUGGCCCUGAAAGUGCCCUUCUUCAUCGUGGUCAGUAAAGUGGACCUGUGUGCUAAGACCACAGUGGAGAGGACAGUACGCCAGCUGGAGCGGGUCCUCAAGCAGCCUGGCUGCCACAAGGUCCCCAUGCUGGUCACCUCUGAGGACGAUGCUGUCACUGCUGCUCAGCAGUUUGCCCAGUCACCCAACAUCACCCCUAUAUUCACACUGUCCAGUGUGUCUGGAGAGAGUCUGGACCUUCUCAAAGUCUUCCUGAAUAUCCUGCCGCCACUCACCAACAGCAAAGAGCAGGAGGAGCUCAUGCAGCAGUUGACAGAAUUCCAGGUGGAUGAAAUCUACACAGUCCCAGAGGUGGGGACUGUGGUCGGAGGAACACUGUCCAGUGGCAUCUGCCGUGAGGGGGAUCAGCUGGUGGUAGGCCCGACAGACGAUGGGUGCUUCUUGGAGCUCAAAGUGUGCAGCAUCCAGCGCAACCGCUCUGCCUGCCGUGUGCUGCGAGCUGGUCAGGCGGCUACACUAGCCCUCGGAGACUUUGACCGCGCACUGCUUCGCAAGGGCAUGGUGAUGGUGAGCCCAGAGAUGAAUCCCACCAUCUGCUCAGUGUUCGAGGCAGAAAUAGUCCUACUGUUCCAUGCCACCACCUUCCGGCGGGGAUUCCAGGUGACAGUACAUGUGGGCAACGUACGUCAAACAGCAGUGGUGGAAAAGAUCCAUGCAAAGGACAAGCUGCGCACAGGGGAGAAGGCAGUGGUACGUUUCCAUUUCCUGAAACAUCCAGAGUACCUGAAGGUGGGCGCCAAACUGCUGUUCCGGGAGGGUGUCACCAAGGGCAUCGGUCAUGUCACGGAUGUGCAAGCCAUCACAGCAGGAGAAGCCCAGGCCAGCAUGGGCUUCUGAGUCUUCAACACAGCUCUACCGCUGUCCCUACAAUACAUGAGGUGACUUCCGGCCAUGCUGCCCGCUGUUGGCGGCUCUGUGUGUUAAUAGGCUAGGGAAAGGAGUGUCUGCUGCCACUUGCUUCCUGAUGCCUUUCUGGAGAGGUAGCAAGCUUGUUGUGGCCAGGGAGGGCAGGCCUGAGGGAG